AUCGACCAAGAAACACAGAGAAAAAUAAUCGAUCAUCCGUUUUUCAUAAUAAUAAAUUACAGGAAAAGGCGGCAAUCCCAUUUCAUAUCCAAUUUCUUACAUGGCAAAGUCGCUGCUGUUGUAUCUACAUUACUAUUCCCCCAUCGCCACCAGCACUAGGUCAACAAGAAUAAUCUGUUCAACCGGCGGUGGCGGCAAGAAGAACCCGUCGGACCACCCGAGAAGGAGCCACCGGGCGAACCACGACCCGGCCAAACUGAAAAACAAGCAGAAAAACAUGGACCCCGCCGCCGGAGAGGGCGGAGGAGGGCGGAGGCAUCCUCUAUCGGAGGUGGUCUCCGAUUGCGUCAGGCGGUGGUUCGAGGAUACGCUGAGGGAUGCCAACGCCGGCGACAUAGGGAUGCAAGUGCUCGUGGGUCAGAUGUAUUGCGCUGGCUAUGGUGUCCCCAAAGAUGUCGCAAAGGGGAGAGCUUGGAUUGAUAGGGCUUCAAAGACUCGAUCUUCUGCUAAGAAAGUGGGAGAUAAGCACCCUGGUUACAAUGCAAGUGACUCCGAUUCAUAAGAAGCUGCACAUUGACCAUUAUUAUCUGAAAGCAUGAGCAGGAUAGGGUCUGGAUCACAAGCCUAGCAGCUUCUUCAGGUGUCCUCGGUGGCGGGUUUGCUUCUCUCCAUGCUUCUAUUAGCUUUCUGUACCUUUUAACACCAAAAACAACAGAAGAGACCCAAUAUUGAAAGAACAGCAGGAAAUUGCUGUUCUAGAAAAAUGGCAAAUCCGCCCCACUUUCUGCAUUCACAAACCACGACAAGAUCAAAGCUUUUCUUUACCAAUUCGCUUGAGCUUUCUUGGAUGAGACGACAUGCUUAGCCAAUCCUUGUGGAACCUGAGUGGGAAAAAAAGCCAUGGAGCAAAGGGGGUGGUUGAUGAAGAACAAAAGAGAUUCAACAGGUAGCAGCAGAAGUUGAAUCCUUACUGAAAUGAGUAUCCAAAAGAAAGAAAUUGUACCUGGGAGGUGUUCUCGAAGUGGAACAAAUCGUGGGCAAGGGCUGAAACCCCCGCAGCAGGUGCAGAGGCGGCAUGGGGAUAUUCAUAGUCCCCUGCUGCUGUCGGUUUGCAGCAAUUGUGGUAGAGAAAUCGCAGGGCAUUUCCCAUCCUAGAAUUCCCUUCCCCUCAAACAAAUUGUUAAGCCUUCUGCUACGGGAGACUUCUCAAUGGGGUGAUCUGCUGAGGAAUCAGUGAGCGCAGCAGCGGCAGGAGCUCAACAAUGGAGGAAGAAGGGAAGGAAACGGAAUGAUUUCUCUGAGAUGGGGUUUUGAUUUUUG
Molecule: messenger RNA, 1320 nt
Organism: Linum tenue
Lineage: Eukaryota; Viridiplantae; Streptophyta; Magnoliopsida; Malpighiales; Linaceae
Source: the annotation of a GenBank genome assembly